CAGGGAUCGCUGGAAGACGAACAGGCGGAGACUUAAGUCCGUAGGUGUGAUGGACAUGGCUUGGCAGCAGUGGAGCCUGGUCAGGCUUGUUCUGAACGGAAGCCGCGGUUCUGAUAGUGAUCGCAGGUCCCAUGGGCUUAGAUAUCCUUCACACGUUUGCUCCGGAAUCGACGACACCUGAAAUGAAGGAGUGUUGGUCUUGGUUGUGUCUUGGCACUGUGCAAGUCACGCAGAUCAGCUGUGGAACCAGUCAUCACGUGUUCAUCAAUUCAGUUUCCGAACCCUUAACACGCCAUUGAACUUCAUGCGCGAAGGCUGAGCCCCAGUGCGACACCUGAGCAACCUUCCCUUCUUUUUGUUUGCCUCCGCAGUUCAUAAACCGGCCUGAGUCUACUCUCACCAAAUCCAUCCCCUUUCACUCUGUUCGACAACAGCGCAAGAUGGUUCACAAUGCGUAUGGCCCACUCUUGCGCACCGUCCUCGAGUCUAUCUUCGAGGUGUUCAUCAUGUGCUUUAUGGGAUGGGUGCUGGCCCGUAGAGGAGUACUUGAUAAAACCACUCAAAGAAAGCUCAACAUAAUAAACGUAUCCCUAUUCACUCCCUGUCUCCUUUUCUCGAAAGUUGCAUUCUCUCUGUCUCCCCAGAAACUGAAGGAGUUGUGGAUCAUCCCAAUAUUCUUCGUGAUUGUCACUGUCAUAUCCGCUAUAGUUGCAUGGGUUAUGGCCACAUUCCUUCACCUCAAAAGGUCCCAGCGCAACUUUUGCAUGGCGGCUGCCAUGUUCAAUAACAGUAACUCGCUUCCGAUUGCCCUCAUGCAAAGUAUGGUAGUUACCGUCAAAGGCCUGAAAUGGGGAGACGACGAUACUAAAGAUGCUAUGCUUGGAAGAGCGUUAGGAUAUCUGGUUCUCUAUUCAACGCUCGGUAUGAUGCUUCGGUGGUCGUACGGAGUUCAUCUGCUGUCGCAGGCCGACGAAGAAGUCAGUCUUCCUGCCACUGAUGAGGCCCCCGUCCUCGAUGUCCAGGCUGGAGGGGGAUCCCUGGAGGCAACUGAACCGCCAGGGUUUGGCAUCCGACAGUCCGAUCGGUCGUUCAGCGAUGUAUUCCAUCGUUCACAUUCUCAGGCUACUCUGGCGGAAAACACGAUUCUUCCGGCGCGAGAUGUUCCGAGCCUCCCGCGAAAUCAAAGCAUUCCCCGCCGAUUCUUUAUAGGUCCUCGCAAAGGCACAAAUUUGUCCUAUCACUCAUUUCCGAACACACCAGUUCGAUCAUUGAGCCCGGCGGCAACCCCAACAAGAAAUGAUGACGCAUCUGUACAAGAGCGCGAGGAUGAUGAAUGGGGCAACGAGUCUACUUAUUUGUCGUUCUCCACUAUCACACCCCCCUCCUCAAGCAGACUGCAGUCGCGGGCCCGCCGAACAAAAAAUGCCCUGCUGAAGACGGUUAAAGCGGUGCACCGGUUUAUGACUGUUCCACUGUACGCGGCAUUGGCUUCAUUCGUCGUCGCGCUCAUUCCACCCUUACAACACGUGAUGAUGGAACAUGUCGCACCCGUUAAAGGAUUCCUAGUUAGUGCAGGCGCCUGUUCAAUUCCUAUCACAAUGGUCGUCUUGGGGGCGUACUUUUACCAACUUCCACCCCCGCUGAAAGCAACCGAGCCGCCCCCCUCUCCCGCCGUGACCAGGGUGUCGCGCACCAUGGAUGCUUCGGAAAGUGAAGACGAGCGCUCAUCGAUUCUUGUGCGGGAAGAUCGAGAUAUCGAACAGGGGCGUGAAUCGCCCAGAUCGCUGCGCGCCCGGCUUGACGCAUCGCAGCUUAGUAUUACUACUCUGGCGGGUUCUGUAAAGAGUGCGCUCAAGAUGGAUACGUUGCGACGGGGGUUCCAAAGCACAAAGGAAAUUUCGUCGGAAAGCGAAAUCCGGUCGGGUGAGACGACGACUGUGAUCGUGUCGUGCUUGGCCAGGAUGGUCGUGACGCCGAUGGUUGUGCUCCCGGCAAUGGGUGCAUUGGCAUUGUAUGAAGUAUAUCCUUUGUUCGAAGACCCCGUAUUCGUGGUAUCAAGCGUCUUGCUCAUAUCGGCUCCCCCUGCACUCACACUUGCACAGAUCACGCAAGCAGCCGCAGGGGACGCAUUUGAAAGGCUUGUUAGCCGAACUAUCUUUUGGGCAUAUUGCGUCCUCACACCGCCUCUCACGCUUCUCUACGUCGUUAUCGGAUUACAUUUCUCGCGGUUAUGAGUGCUUGAGAUUGCCCUCCAUUUUUUCCCUUCUUUCGUUAUGAAAACCUACCCACACAUCCUUUAUACCUGAAUGGAUUCGGGUUGGUCAAAUUGAAAUUGUAUGCCUACAGUUUCUCUUUUUGCUCGAUUUGAGUUGGCCUCGAUGCCAUGUGUAUUUCUGCUAUAGAUUUCCCACAGCAAAAACGUGAUCCCUUGCCUCUUCUAACUAGUUGCUUUUGCCCGGAAUGAGUAAUAUAUAUAUCUUGCGACGAGACUCC
Molecule: messenger RNA, 2493 nt
Organism: Cantharellus anzutake
Lineage: Eukaryota; Fungi; Basidiomycota; Agaricomycetes; Cantharellales; Hydnaceae
Product: membrane transport protein-domain-containing protein
Exons: 5
Coding region: 441-2234 (597 amino acids)
Biological process (GO): transmembrane transport
Cellular component (GO): endoplasmic reticulum; membrane
Source: RefSeq, a predicted model, not a curated record